ACGGAGGAAUUAAACGUUAUACUUCUAUCAUUAAAUCAAUUUUAAUUUGAAGAAAAUGUACUGAAAAAAGGAAAGUUGAAUCAUAAGAAAAGACACGAUGAACAACAAAGGAGAACCUAACACUGCACCAAAUCCAGAUCGAUGGUAUACUAUUUCCCUUGGUUCUUCUUUCAAGGAUGAACAACCGUCUUCCAAAUUCUGCACUUUACGCUAUGAAUUCAAGCCAGCUUCAAUUGAUAAAAGUCAAUCAGGAUUAUUACACAAAUCGAAAGACAACAAAAUUAGCGUUGAAUUUCAGAAUAAUCAACCUGGAAAACCUAAAGUGACAUUUGAAGGUACGAGUGAAGAUUACAAAGAAAACGACGCUGUUUUAUUCUUUGAUGGUCGUAGUUUUCGGCUUGAACGUCUUCAUCGUGCCGUUAAGCGUUUGCGUCAUGUUCGGUUACCUGGUGAAUCAUCGGCUGCUACAUUGGCAGCUGCUGAUGGUGGUUCACCGCCGUUUGGUAAAGGUGUUAAAGCUCAUCCUCCACCACCACCUCCGCCUUCAUCUCGGACGUCUUUUACGACUUCGUCGCUUCCACCACAACCUCCGGUCUCAGUUGAAGUUGAACGAAUUGAUAUUGGAGAUACAGGAAACUCUGGAGAAAACCCCAAGUUCGAGAAUUCUAUCAGCAGCCCUCCUCAACAAUCAAAUGCUUUGGUAUCGCCAGAUUCAAAGGACUUUGAUCUCGAAGAACAUUUAAACAUAAUGAAUGACGAUGAGGACGAUGCAUUUGGGCCUAGCAAAAACACGUCUGAAGAAAAGACAUUCCAUACAGGCAUUGAUAUCAACAUGCCACAGCAAAACGACACAGAUGAUGAGAUUGCCGAUGUAGAUGUCAACGACGAUAAUGGUGUUAUUAAUGCAGCAGAAGCUCUAAGAGCUCAGGUUAACGCAGGGGAAACAAAGGAACACACGUCCAGCUCCAGUGCCAGCAGCGGGAGCGAGAGUAGCGGGGGCAGUAGCAGCAACAGUGGAAGUGACAGCAGCGGUGGUAGUAGUGACAGUGAGAGCAGUGAUAAUGAAACGGUUAACUCUAUUUGAGUGCUGAAUUAAAAUACUGGUCAUGAUUCUGUUGAACCACCUUUUGCAUCAAUGGCCUUCACGAAUUGGGUGGUUUUAUUUUGUAAUGCUACUCUAAUUUCUGAGUUUUUUUUUCCUUCUAAGUUCUAACUUCUAACCGUUUGUUUCCAGUUUCCAUAGAGGUUAUUCAGGUUUUAACUUUUGACCCGUUAUUAGCACUUAUUUGUUAACGGGUUGGGUUUUUUUUAAAUUGGUCAUUAAUUGGUCGGAUCUUUAAUGGGUCGGUCAUUACAACAACAAUUAUAACAAUAUCACAAAUUCUUCUAUGAGAUGGUCUCACUGUGAGACAUGCCUCUUA
Molecule: messenger RNA, 1421 nt
Organism: Amaranthus tricolor (Joseph's coat)
Lineage: Eukaryota; Viridiplantae; Streptophyta; Magnoliopsida; Caryophyllales; Amaranthaceae
Exons: 4
Coding region: 98-1084 (328 amino acids)
Biological process (GO): positive regulation of DNA-templated transcription; regulation of transcription elongation by RNA polymerase II
Cellular component (GO): super elongation complex
Molecular function (GO): transcription elongation factor activity
Source: RefSeq, a predicted model, not a curated record